AUGAGUCGUCAUCAUCAUCAAGCUGUGGAUAAUCUGAUAAACGUUUUCGCGAGAGCGUCUCAUGAUCUAAAUGAUGUCCAUUUCAAGCUCGACAAGGAAUUCCAGCAGAUUUAUCCAGAUAAUGCGAAUCCGAUGAAGCUUAUUCAGAGAAUUAAGAAGUUGCAGGAAGAUGUCACUCUCCUCAAAGACCAAUGCUUAGAGCUAUUGUCUGCUAAACAGGAUUUGAUUGACAAGGCACAGACGACACUUGUUGGAAACUACAACCUUAUUCAGAAAAUGAAUGCAUCGUUGGGAGAAACUACAAAUGGCGAUGCGGAUGAUGCACUGACUGAUUUUAACCAGAUCAUCGACGAGUGGACAAUGCAAGUUAGAUCGAGAACAGUGGAAGAGACAGAGGAGGCAGAUAAAGAAGACAUCAAUAAGCUACUUUUCUCAUCUAUUGUUCAUAGCAAUUGA
Microthlaspi erraticum is the source of this 456-nucleotide messenger RNA. NCBI's taxonomy places the organism in Eukaryota, Viridiplantae, Streptophyta, Magnoliopsida, Brassicales, Brassicaceae. The record is from the annotation of a GenBank genome assembly.